AGCUUCCAAGGCGUUCUCUUACUCGGGACUCGUCGGCGAUGCGUUCGGUGGUGCAGGACGAAACCUCUUGCAGGCCUGUAUCGUCAUCAACAAUCUCGGCACGCUCGUAGUCUACAUGAUCAUCAUUGGUGACGUGCUGUCAGGGACAUGGUCAGAUGGGAUCCACUAUUCAGGUGUGAUGGAGGAAUGGUUUGGGCAACAAUGGUGGGACAAACGUUCCGUCCUACUGCUUCUCACAACCAUCCUUGUUUUUGCUCCUCUUAUUUCAUUCAAACACCUUGAUUCAUUGAGGUACACAUCAGCCUUGUCUGUUGGUUUGGCUGUCGUAUUUGUAGUGAUCACAGCAGGAGUAGCUAUUGUUAAACUGAGAAAUGGAAGCAUUGAAAUGCCACGCUUGCUGCCUGAACUUGUUGAUCAGGCAUCUUUCUGGAAGCUUUUCACAACUGUACCUAUACUAGUCACUGCCUAUAUCUGCCACCAUAAUAUUCACCCAAUAGAGAAUGAACUACAAGACCCCAGCCAGAUGAAGUCAAUUGUCCGGACAUCAAUCACAUUAUGCUUAUCUGUCUAUCUUGCUACCAGCUUUUUUGGAUUUCUCCUCUUUGGGAAUCACACACUGGAUGAUGUACUUGCCAAUUUUGACGCUGAUCUUGGAAUCCCUUAUAGUUCCUUGCUUAAUGAUGUGGUGAGAGUGAGUUAUUGCAUCCACCUAAUGCUUGUUUUCCCAAUCAUAUUCUUUUCCCUUCGCCUCAACCUAGAUGGUCUACUUUUUCCAUAUGCCAUUCCGAUUGCCUUUGACAACAGGAGAUUCUUCUCAGUAACAGCGGCUCUCAUGGGUUUCAUUUUUCUGGGAGCCAAUUUUGUGCCUAGCAUAUGGGAUGCCUUCCAGUUCACUGGUGCCACAGCUACUGUCUCCGUUGGAUUCAUUUUUCCAGCUGCUGUUGCUCUUAGGGAUACUCAUGCAAUAUCAACAAAGAAAGAUAGACUGGUAUCGUGGGUGAUGAUUUUUACUGCUGUGUCUUCGAGCACUGUGGCAAUCUCCAGUGAUAUUUACAGCAUUUUCAACGGGACAACGUAGUUGGAAGCUGAUACCGUUGGAGAAUUUUGGUGCAAUUCUCCUACAAUUGAUGCAUCUUCAGCUAAUUAAUUCGGUUGUUAUAGAAUCACUUGGUUGUGGUAAAACCAAUGCUUCAUUUCCAGUUCUUCAACAAUCCCCACACACCAAUUAAUGAAGGACCCUUGUCAUGUAUCAGGGUUUUAACAUACGAACAACACAGACGUUCAAGGCUGGUUUGGUCCACCUUAUGCAGAAGGGUUCAUAAGAACUUUUUGAAGUGAAUAUUUUUGUUAAAAGGAAAGGAUUGGCUGUGGAAAUUUGGAAUAAUUCUUGUAACUUUGUUUGAUGUUCGUCAAUUCAUUAAAAACAAUAGGAAGAUAUGACAUGUUCACAUUUUUUAGUCUAUCAAUUUGUAACUUCCUACAUGACUAGGAGAUGUUUUUUUGCUUCAAUGAGAUUUCAGAUAGAAUUCCUAGUUAUAGUUCUCUGAAGAAGCUUUAUACCUUGUUCAAAUGUUCACAUCAAGCCUGUUAAAUGGUGUUUACCUCCUUUCAACAAAGCUAAACUUAGAAGUACCUACCUCAGUUUUUCCAUUUUCAUUUCGGAUAUUUGAUUUUUUCUUUUUCCA
This is a messenger RNA of Camellia sinensis, 1685 nucleotides long. Lineage: Eukaryota; Viridiplantae; Streptophyta; Magnoliopsida; Ericales; Theaceae. The record is from RefSeq and is a predicted model, not a curated record.